UGCUAAGCGAAGUUGAGAAUACGCAUGCGCACUCGAGUGGGCCGGUGGAGGGGGGAACAAGAGAUUUGGGGUUGGUCUUUGAGAAUGGUUACGGAGGAGCAUGCGCGGUAGGUGCGCUGGCGUUUCUGGUCCGAAGCAACGCAUGGGGGGGAAAGGACGAAGAAGCCGCAGCUGUGGGGUGGAGGAGGGGGCGCUCAAGCAGCUGAAGAGCUGCCCCCUUGGCUGACUGCCUGAUUCCUCUAUUGUCACGUGCUGCUCAGAGUCACCAUGUCGGGGCUUGCAAACAAGCGGGCAGCUGGGGACGGGGGCUCCGGGCCACCUGAGAAAAAAGCCAACAGGGAGGAGAAGACCACCACUACCCUGAUAGAGCCCAUCCGUCUAGGAGGCAUCUCUUCCACGGAGGAGAUGGACCUCAAGGUGCUGCAGUUCAAGAACAAGAAACUGGCUGAGCGCCUGGAGCAGCGGCAGGCCUUUGAGGAUGAGCUGCGUGAGCGCAUAGAGAAGCUGGAGAAGAGGCAGGCCACUGACGACGCCACCCUCUUGAUUGUCAACCGCUACUGGAAGCAGCUAGAUGAGACAGUGCAAGUGCUACUAAGACGGUGUGAUGGAGAAUGUGGCCAGACUCUUGAGGAACCCAAGUUGGAGAUGGCAGGGGCCGAGUUGGAUGCUACUCUCCUAGGGCCGGAGGGACUGGAGAGGAGAGAGGUGGUCCUGUCCCCCAUUACUCCACCUGCCCCGUGGAAGGCCAGGGGCCUUGCGUUGAAUGAGCCAGCCCUUUCCUUCUUGGCCACCUUGGCCAGCAGCAGCAGUGAGGAGAUUGAGCUGCAGCUUCAAGAGCGCAUGGAGUUCUCCAAAGCCGCCGUCUCCCGCAUCGUGGAGGUCUCGGACAAGAUCCACCGGCGCACUGAGGAACUCUGCCAGAAGAUCCAUGCCCGUGUGGAGUUUGACCAGCUGGAAGAAGCGGUGAAGUCUCUCAACAAGGAGCUGAUGAGAGAGAACCGGCACUUGCAGGACUUGACCACCCAGCUGCAAGAGAAGCACCACAAGAUCUCCUUGGAGUACACGGAGCUGCAAGACAAGGUGACCUCAUCGGAGACCAAAGUGCUGGAGAUGGAAACAACCAUCGAGGACUUGCAGUGGGACAUCGAGAAGCUGCGCAAGCGGGAGCAGAAGCUGAACAAGCACCUGGCGGAGGCCCUGGAGCAGCUAAACUCUGGCUACUAUGCAUCAGGCAGUUCUGGUGGGUUCCAGGGUGGACAGAUCACUCUUAGCAUGCAGAAGUUUGAGAUGCUGAAUGCGGAGCUGGAGGAGAACCAAGAACUUGCCAACAGUCGCAUGGCGGAGCUGGAGAAGCUGCAGCAGGAAAUGCAGCAGGCUGUUAGGACCAAUGAGAAGCUCAAGGUGGCGCUGCGGAGCCUGCCCGAGGAGGCCGUGAAGGAGACGCUGGAGUACAAAGUGCUGCAGUCUCAGUUCUCACUGCUGUACAAUGAGAGCCUGCAGGUGAAAACGCAGCUGGACGAGGCCCGGGCCCUUCUGCUCACCACCAAGAACAGCCACCUGCGCCACAUUGAGCACAUGGAGAGCGAUGAGCUGAACCUGCAGAAGAAGUUGCGAACAGAGGUGAUCCAGCUGGAGGACACGCUGGCCCAGGUGCGCAAGGAAUACGAAAUGCUGCGCAUUGAAUUUGAGCAGAACUUAGCUGCCAACGAGCAAGCUGGUCCCAUCAACCGAGAGAUGCGUCACCUGAUCAGCAGCCUCCAGAACCACAACCACCAGCUGAAGGGCGACGUGCAGCGGUAUAAGCGGAAGCUUCGGGAAGUGCAGGCGGAGAUCAACAAGGUUCGGCUACAACAAAGCGGCUUUUCCUCCAGCUCUGCAGCCGCACCCUCUACACCAGGGGGUGAGGACCCUGUCUCACUGCUAGGGCCCCUGGGGGUCACCACCAUGAAAGAAGAGGAGGGAGCAGUGCUUCUGGAGGUGAAGAAGGAGCCCAAGGAAGUGCAAGUGAAGAAAGAGCCCAAGGAGGAGAUGGUGACAUCCCAGCCCCUUGGGGUCCACGAGGGGGUGAAAAAGGAGGAAGAAGAGCCGCCUGCUCUCCAGCCCCCUGCACCGCAGCCGCCCCCGCCCCCCCGAGCCAAGGAAGCUGAGCGGUCCAAGGGGCGCGGUGGAGAACGGGGUGGGGACCGCGAGAGAUCGCGGGACCGGGACAAAGAGACCUCCUCCUCCUCGUCUUCCUCCUCGUCCUCUUCCUCGCGGGAUCGGGAGAAACAGAAGGGUGGCGGGGGCACCGAGGACCCCAAGAAAAAAGAUUCUGAUCUGCUCAAACAGCUGCGGGCUGAACUCAAGAAAGCUCAGGAGAGUCAGAAGGAGAUGAAGCUCCUCUUGGACAUGUACAAGUCAGCACCGAAGGAGCAGCGGGACAAAGUGCAGCUCAUGGCUGCGGAGAAGAAGACCAAGGCGGAGGUGGAGGAGCUGCGGGUGAGGAUCCGUGAGCUGGAGGAGAAAGAGAAGAAAGAGAGCAAGAAAAUGGCUGACGAGGAUGCCCUGCGCAAGAUCAAACUGGCGGAAGAGCAGAUUGAGCAUCUGCAGAAGAAGCUGGCGGCAACCAAGCAGGAGGAGGAAGCUCUCCUGUCCGAAAUGGACGUGACAGGCCAGGCUUUCGAGGACAUGCAGGAGCAGAAUAUGCGCCUGAACCAGCAGCUGCGCGAGAAGGACGACGCCAACUUCAAGCUGAUGUCGGAGCGCAUCAAGUCCAAUCAGAUCCACAAGCUGCUGCGUGAGGAGAAGGAUGAGCUGGCUGAGCAGGUGCUGGCCCUCAAGUCUCAGGUGGACACCCAGCUGUUGGUGGUGCAGAAGCUGGAGGAGAAGGAACGUGUCCUGCAGGGGAAUCUGGGCACGGUGGAAAAGGAGCUCACGUUGCGCAGCCAGGCGCUGGAACUCAACAAGAGGAAGGCAGUAGAGGCUGCCCAGUUGGCAGAGGACCUGAAGGUGCAGCUGGAGCAUGUGCAGUGUAAGCUGAAGGAGAUCCAGACCUGUAUGGCUGAGAACCGGGCAGCCAAGGAGAAGGAAUCUUUCAAUCUCAAAAGAGCUCAGGAGGACAUAUCACGCUUGCGGCGCAAGCUAGAGAAGCAGCGCAAAGUGGAGGUGUACGCAGAUGCUGAUGAGAUAUUGCAGGAGGAGAUCAAAGAGUACAAGGCCAAGCUUACCUGCCCCUGCUGUAACACACGCAAGAAGGAUGCUGUCCUCACCAAAUGCUUCCACGUCUUCUGUUUUGACUGUGUCAAGACGCGCUACGACACCCGCCAGCGGAAAUGCCCUAAGUGCAACGCAGCCUUUGGUGCCAAUGACUUCCACCGCAUCUACAUCAGCUGAGCGCCUAGGCCCAAUUUUCUACCCAAGGGACCCUUUCCACAGACUCUGCUUGGAUCCCAUAGGUUACCUUGUGAAGACUCAUCCCCACCAGUUCUCUGGCUGUAGUCUGGAUCCCUUUCCAAGCAUCUAAAAUAUUUUACGAGGUUUCCUUUUCAGUGGUUUACUUUCCUUCCUCUCUCCCUGCCGUUAGACUUCCUGGGUCUGUUUACUGGUUUCCUUCUGGGUAUCACUGGAUCCUCUUCCUGCAUCCUGAAGGAUUCGCUCUGCUGCUUUUCUUUUCAGCCUUUCCCAAAUGGGCCCCUCCAAGAUACUUUGGAUCUUUUUUCCUCCAUUUUGAACACUUACGACAAGGAGAUCCCCAACCACUGUCUGCAGGCAGCAGUCAUGCAGAUCGAAUGCACCCUGUUGGAGAGGUGCAUUCUUAUUCAUAAUUAUUUUGAGAAUGGUUUUGAGUGUUUUAGAAGUAAAAGUUGGAGACGAUCUGCUCCUGUGGGAUCCCUCUGUUCCUCUGCA
Molecule: messenger RNA, 3885 nt
Organism: Rhineura floridana
Lineage: Eukaryota; Metazoa; Chordata; Lepidosauria; Squamata; Rhineuridae
Gene: RNF40
Product: ring finger protein 40
Exons: 20
Coding region: 268-3372 (1034 amino acids)
Cellular component (GO): nucleus; HULC complex
Molecular function (GO): ubiquitin protein ligase activity; metal ion binding
Source: RefSeq, a predicted model, not a curated record